This is a messenger RNA of Podarcis muralis (Common wall lizard), 3558 nucleotides long. Lineage: Eukaryota; Metazoa; Chordata; Lepidosauria; Squamata; Lacertidae. The record is from RefSeq and is a predicted model, not a curated record.
ACUUGCCUACAUGCUAUUUUGACCAUACUGGAGAAUGGUACUGAAACAAGGUCUGGUCCCACAGCGGUUCAACAAUCUCCUCAUCUAGCAGAAUUGUGUUACCAGGUGAUCUAUCAGUUGUGUGCCUGCUCAGACACUUCAGGCCCAACAAUGAGAUAUUUGAGAACCAGCCAGGAUUUUUUGUUCUCUCAGUUGCAGCAUUUACCAUUUUCUGUCAAAGAGCAUGAGAUUCCAGCUUUGAACCAGAUGUCCUGGCUAAUGAAGACGGCCUCUAUAGAAUUGCGUGUUACUUCACUGAACCGCCAGCGUUCUCACACACAGAGACUGCUGCACCUCCUUCUGGAUGACAUGCCUGUCAAAUCCUACUUAGCUGAAGGUGAAGGAGGCAUAGAAGAUGAAAGCUGGUCUGUUAGCGGGUUUCUUCAUUUUGAUACUGCUGCCAAAGUACGCAGGAAGAUCUUGAGCAUCCUAGACUCAAUUGACUUCAGUCAAGAGAUCCCAGAACCUUUGCAGCUGGAUUUUUUUGACCGUGCUCAAAUUGAGCAGGUCAUUGCCAACUGCGAGAACAGAAGUGCACGUGGACCAGUUAUCUGCAAUGUCAAGCAUCUCCACAAAGUUCUGAUUGCUGAAGUUAAUGCCCUACAAGGAAUGGCAGCCCUUGGGCAGAGACCUUUGCUCAUGGAGGAAAUCAACACAAUUCUCCAGUAUGUUGUGGAACGGAACAAGCUCCUUCAGUGUCUCUAUGCGAAGCGGCAUGCUCUGGAGUCCUGGAGGCAGUUGGUGGAAAUCAUAUUAACUGCCUGCCCACAGGACCUUAUACAACCUGAAGAUAGGCAGCUUAUUAUCCGUGAUCUCUUACAAGAUUUGCAUGACAAGAUCCUGAAUGACGAUGCUGCUCAGGAGUUAAUGCCUGUUGUGGCGGCAGCCGUGUUCACCCUGACCGCCCACUUAAGUCAGUGUGUGCGAACAGAGCAAAAGGAGCCAUUUGCCGUCCCUUUGCCUGGGCACUCGCAGUUUGUCUUGAUGCUGGAUGGUUCUUUCACAACACCACCUGGUUCUGAAGGCAUGGUGGUGGGAUUCGCCUCUAUCGGAGACUCUUCUCUACAUAUCAUAUUGAAAAAGAUUCUGGAUUUCAUUCUGAAAACAGGUGGUGGCUUCCAGCGAGUGAGAACACACCUGUAUGGAUCACUGCUUUACUACUUGCAGAUUGCUCAGAGACCAGAUGAACCGGACACCCUAGAAGCAGCCAAGAAGACCACGUGGGAGCGUUUAACAGCGCCUGAAGAUGCUUACAGUAAACUGCAGAGAGAGAACAUGGCAAUUAUUGAAAGCUAUGGUUCUGCCCUAAUGGAGGUGGUCUGCCGAGAUGCCUGUGAUGGUCAUGAAAUUGGACGGAUGCUAGCACUAGCCUUGCUUGAUCGCAUCAUCUCUGUAGAUAAACAGCAGCAAUGGUUGUUGUAUCUCUCCAACAGUGGCUAUCUAAAAGUGCUUGUAGAUAGCCUAGCAGAUGACGACCUCAAGCUGCAAAGCUUACUCACACCCCAGCCUCCUCUACUUAAAGCACUGUACACCUAUGAGUCAAAAAUGGCAUUCCUGACCAAAGUGGCCAAAAUACAGCAGGGAGCACUAGAGUUACGUAGAUCUGGAGUGAUUGUGAAGCUUGCCCAGUGUCAGGUAUAUGACAUGCGACCGGAAACAGAUCAGCAGGGAAUAUUUGGAAUGCGAGAAACGCCCGUCUUUAUUCCGGCUCCUGUAGAACGCUAUCGCCAGAUUCUUCUGCCAGCUCUUCAGCUCUGCCAGGUCAUCCUCACAUCAAGUAUGGCAGAGCACGCACAGGCUGCAGGACAGGUUUUGCAGUUCCUAAUAUCACAUUCAGAUACUAUCCAAGCAAUCUUGCGGUGUCAAGAAGUCAGUGUGGGGUCCUUGCAAGAACUGGCCUUGCUGACUGGGAUAAUCAGCAAAGCUGCUCUGCCUGGUGCACUAGGUGAUUUUGACCUUGAUGUUACUGAAGGGAUGCAGAUUGAACUGCAAGGACAUAUUGGGCGAUUUCAGCGCCAGUGCUUGGGCCUCCUAACAAGGUUUGGUGGUGGUGAUAGAUUGCGUCAGUUUAAGCUGCAAGACGAUCAAGCAGAGGGAGACAAAGUGAACAAGAGAGAUGAAAUUGAACUGGCCAUGCAACAGAUCUGUGCCAAUGUGAUGGAAUACUGCCAGUUGCUGAUGAUGCAGUGUGCCCCCACCUUCGAGCACACAGUUUGCCUCUUCACUCCUAGCCUGUCUGAGACCACUAAUCGAGAUGGACCUCGACAAGAUCCACAAGCAGCGGUGAUUCCUUAUUGGCGUUUGCCUGGCUUGGGUAUAAUUGUCUAUCUGUUAAAGCAGAGUGCCAAUGACUUCUUCAGUUACUACGACAGCCAUCGUCAGAGUGUUAGCAAGUUGCAGAAUGUGGAGCAACUGCCACCAGAUGAGAUAAAAGAGUUGUGCCAGUCAGUUAUGCUCGCUGGAGUAGACAAAAUUUCUACUACCCAAAAAUACAUCUUGGCAAAGCGACGGUUGGUGAAGUUGAUCAACAAUCGAGCCAAGUUGCUUUCUCUGUGUUGCUAUAUUAUAGAAACGUGCCUUUUCAUUCUUUGGCGGCACCUGGAACACUAUCUGCUACACUGUACCCCUACGGAUUCUCAGGAUUCUCUUUUGGCCUCCAGGAAUCGAAUCAAGAGCAGAAGAUUACAAGAUACCUUCAAUUCAGAUCCUAACUUCGAUUUUAAAAGUGGAUUGAGCAGAGUGAGCCAACUUGAUAUAGAUCAGCUUCAGAUUGAAGCCAUCAACAGUUUUGGGGAAUCGCUGCAGAAGAAGCUCCUUGACAUUGAAAGUCUCUAUUCUAAGGUCCGAUCACGCUACACUUUCAUUCAAGCACUCGUUAGACGCAUCCGUGGACUACUGAGGCUAUCAAGGACCUGAAGACUUAUGCUUUUGCCUCACUGAAGUUAUUUUUUGUACAAGUGUCAUUUUCUAAAUUAUGGUCAAAACUAUUUUGCUAUAUUUUUUCAUUCAAAUAAUGAAUCAGUUUUGUGUAAUUCUUUCUAUAUCCACCUAUUGAAGGGGGGGGGAAUAAACAUUUUUAAAAUAACAUACAUACAUACAAAACAAAACUAUUAUGGAUAGGAGAUGUAAUUUAAAAGAACAGAUUAAUCAGAAAUGGGAUCUUGGCUGAUUUUUCACAGCUGUAACAAGUACAAACCAUGCCGAUGGGAAUAAAGAUUGUUUUUUGGGAUUCAAUUCUUUGCUGAUUGCCAAAAUAGAAGUAGAAAACCAAUCAACCCACUUCAUAAGUAACCACUCUCCACGUCAGCUGUACUCUUGCCUUACUGCUUCCAAAAGAGAAGUAGUAAUAGUUUUGUAUAAUAUGCAGUUAGGGAUAAAGGGAAAGCAAUGUAUCCUGGGGAAUCUAGGUUACCAGAUUUUACUUAUUUUAUUGUGUACGUAUUCAUUGUGAAAACUUCUCCAUUCAAAAGUGGAUGAUGUGCUUAAACCAUUAAAACCCUCACUGAUUUUAAAACUUAA